AUUUCAACAAGUGGUAUGGAUAGGGGAAUAUUCAUUUGGAAAACAGAUUGGUCUAAAUCAUAAUAGUAGUUAAUGUUGUAGGAUGAGAAUGCUUACGGAAAAUACGAUGAGGAUAUUGAUGAUUUGGCUGCUCUAGCAGUUCCACAGGAAAAGAUUAGGAGGUUUGGAUCUGAUAAGUAUGGCAAGGUGAGAAGAAGAGAUAAUCAAUUCGAAAAGAAUGAAGACCAAUAGAAUUACAAUGACUAGAAUGAGAAAGGAGAUGAAUUCACUAUUAUUCGACCCUGGAUGGGAGCUAUUAAAGAGCCUUCCAAUUAUUAUAAAGAUCCAUUGAACCAAAAUAAACAGCCUUUGGUGGAAUUGACCUUAGAAUACGUUCAUGGAUAUCGUAGCAAGGAUUGCAGAAACAAUGUGAAAUACUUAAAGAGAGGACAGAUUGUUUAUAAUGUUGCUGCAUUGGCUGUUGUCUUAGAUCCCAAUCCCAAUGCAAAUACUAAUUCAAAUGCACAACGAUUUUUCAAUCAUCAUACUGAAGAUGUGGUAUGUUUGGAUGUGUCUAAUGAUCAAUUUAAGGUAGCUACUGGAUAAUUAGGAGCUAAUCCAUGUAUUUACAUAUGGGAAAGCAACACUUAAGCCAUUAUCUGCUCACUUAAAGGUUAUUUUACAAAAGGAAUCUUGCAAUUGGCAUUUAAUGACUCAGGAGAUAAAUUGGCUGCUAUUGGAAUGGAUGAUUGUCAUCAAUUAUGCAUUUUUGACAUACAAUCUAAAUCUUUGACUGGAGGAACAUUACUGGUCAAGGAUCAAAUUGGUAAGUAUAUUGUCACAGACAUUAAAUGGAAAAAUGAUUCUGAAUUUGUUACAUGUGGCUUAAAUCAUCUUAAAUUCUGGAAAUUAGGACAUGGAGGUUUGACUUACUCUAAGGCUUAUCCUUAAAAACCUCUGUCUUAUAAAUACUUAUGUGCAGCUGUCAAUAAUGAAGAUUAUUUGUUGGGUGCUGUUGAUGGAUCCUUGCAAAUCUUCUCUGGUGGCAAAUUCACAGCAUUUUACCAAUAUUUAGAGGCUAAUCGAUCAUUAGAAGCUAUUAGUUUUUCCAAAGAUUUGUAUUUAUAAUUAUAUUCAUCUUUAGUAUUCUUAUUGGAGGAGCUGAUUCUAAGAUUGUCAUUAUAGAUUCCAAGACUUACAAAUCCAUUUUAUCUUUUAAAUUAUCAGAAUGCAUGAGAAAUUCUUUGGGAUUAGAGGUCAAGUCCAUUUAGUUAGGAUAUGAUCAAAAGACUUUACUUGUCUCAACUAAUUCUGGAGAUAUUGUUGAAUUAGUUACUAAAGAUGCCAAAAUCAAUAUUAAUUCCAAGUUUGCUGUUUCAAAAACCUUAAUGAAAUCUCAUUGUUCUCCAAAUAAGCGAUCUUUGAAUGAAAUUUGGGGUUUGGCUAUUAACCCAUAGGAUUCUGAUCAAUACUAUACUUGUGGAGAUGAUGGAACUCUAAGAUCUUGGUCUAUCAGUCAAAAGAAAAUGCUCAAUUGCAUCAAAACCAAUCUUGAUGUUAAUGGAGCAGAAAUCAAACAAGAUGAAGUUGGUGAAUUGCCUGAUAAUACAAAAGGUAGAUGUAUAGCUGUUUCUUUGGAUGGUAUUUCGAUAUGCGUAGGAUUUAAGGAUGGAACAUUUAGAGUAUUUUAUAAUUAAUUACGUUAAGAUUUAUGAUAAAGAAUUCAAAUAAAAAUAUGUGAAUAGAUUGGCCAAAGAGUGGAUUAGUGAUAUCAAAUUCAGUCAUGAUCAAUCUUGGAUUGCAAUUGGAUCUCAUGAUAAUUCCAUAUAUAUCUAUAGUUUCCCAGAUAUGAAACAACGCUACAAACCACUCAAGAAACAUUCAAGUUACAUUACUCAUAUUGAUUUCUCCAUAGAUGGAAAUCAUCUUCAUAGCAAUUGUGGAGGGUAUCUAAUUAACAUAUAUAUUAUUCAGAUAUGAAUUGUUGUUUUGGGAACUUCAAUCUGGUAAACAAUUGCCCAAUGGAGCAAAUUAAUUAAGAGAUGAAAAAUGGUUGACUUGGACUACNUCCAUGUAUUUACAUAUGGGAAAGCAACACUUAAGCCAUUAUCUGCUCACUUAAAGGUUAUUUUACAAAAGGAAUCUUGCAAUUGGCAUUUAAUGACUCAGGAGAUAAAUUGGCUGCUAUUGGAAUGGAUGAUUGUCAUCAAUUAUGCAUUUUUGACAUACAAUCUAAAUCUUUGACUGGAGGAACAUUACUGGUCAAGGAUCAAAUUGGUAAGUAUAUUGUCACAGACAUUAAAUGGAAAAAUGAUUCUGAAUUUGUUACAUGUGGCUUAAAUCAUCUUAAAUUCUGGAAAUUAGGACAUGGAGGUUUGACUUACUCUAAGGCUUAUCCUUAAAAACCUCUGUCUUAUAAAUACUUAUGUGCAGCUGUCAAUAAUGAAGAUUAUUUGUUGGGUGCUGUUGAUGGAUCCUUGCAAAUCUUCUCUGGUGGCAAAUUCACAGCAUUUUACCAAUAUUUAGAGGCUAAUCGAUCAUUAGAAGCUAUUAGUUUUUCCAAAGAUUUGUAUUUAUAAUUAUAUUCAUCUUUAGUAUUCUUAUUGGAGGAGCUGAUUCUAAGAUUGUCAUUAUAGAUUCCAAGACUUACAAAUCCAUUUUAUCUUUUAAAUUAUCAGAAUGCAUGAGAAAUUCUUUGGGAUUAGAGGUCAAGUCCAUUUAGUUAGGAUAUGAUCAAAAGACUUUACUUGUCUCAACUAAUUCUGGAGAUAUUGUUGAAUUAGUUACUAAAGAUGCCAAAAUCAAUAUUAAUUCCAAGUUUGCUGUUUCAAAAACCUUAAUGAAAUCUCAUUGUUCUCCAAAUAAGCGAUCUUUGAAUGAAAUUUGGGGUUUGGCUAUUAACCCAUAGGAUUCUGAUCAAUACUAUACUUGUGGAGAUGAUGGAACUCUAAGAUCUUGGUCUAUCAGUCAAAAGAAAAUGCUCAAUUGCAUCAAAACCAAUCUUGAUGUUAAUGGAGCAGAAAUCAAACAAGAUGAAGUUGGUGAAUUGCCUGAUAAUACAAAAGGUAGAUGUAUAGCUGUUUCUUUGGAUGGUAUUUCGAUAUGCGUAGGAUUUAAGGAUGGAACAUUUAGAGUAUUUUAUAAUUAAUUACGUUAAGAUUUAUGAUAAAGAAUUCAAAUAAAAAUAUGUGAAUAGAUUGGCCAAAGAGUGGAUUAGUGAUAUCAAAUUCAGUCAUGAUCAAUCUUGGAUUGCAAUUGGAUCUCAUGAUAAUUCCAUAUAUAUCUAUAGUUUCCCAGAUAUGAAACAACGCUACAAACCACUCAAGAAACAUUCAAGUUACAUUACUCAUAUUGAUUUCUCCAUAGAUGGAAAUCAUCUUCAUAGCAAUUGUGGAGGGUAUCUAAUUAACAUAUAUAUUAUUCAGAUAUGAAUUGUUGUUUUGGGAACUUCAAUCUGGUAAACAAUUGCCCAAUGGAGCAAAUUAAUUAAGAGAUGAAAAAUGGUUGACUUGGACUACACCAUACGGAUGGCCAGUUUAAGGAAUAUGGCCAGAUAUGCAAGAUGGCAGUGAUAUCAAUGCUGCUGUAAGAUCAAAUAAGACUUACAAUGAAAAGGAUAAACCACCUGACAAUUAUCAUUUGAUUGCAACUGGUGAUGAUAACUCUUAAAUCAAAGUAUUCAGGUAUGUGCUACUUAUAAUAAAAUAGAUAUCCAUGUGUUAAGAAAGAAUCAGGCUAUGUUCUAGGAAAAGGACAUUCAUCACAUAUUACCAACAUUGCUUGGUCUAUGGAAGAUCACUACCUAUUUAGUAUUGGUGGAGAAGACAAUUCUAUAUUCUAAUGGAAAAUCAGUAAAUUGAGAUGA
Paramecium octaurelia is the source of this 3844-nucleotide messenger RNA. The record is from the annotation of a GenBank genome assembly. Lineage: Eukaryota; Ciliophora; Oligohymenophorea; Peniculida; Parameciidae.